UGUAGAAAUCUUCUUUCUUUCUCCUUAAAUGGCCAACUCAAUCAUGUUUUUUUCAUGUGUCAUGAGUCUCCCUUUCGUUGUUGAUUCACUUUACUUUAAGUUCACUAGUUUUCGUCCAGGUGAUCCUGAGAAUGUGGUAUACCAUGGAGAUGCAAUGCCCGAUGGGGCUGUAAAUUUCAACGACGUGGAAUAUAUAGCUCGUGUUGGUUGGGUUACUUAUGCUGAGAAGGUGCCUUUAUGGAAUCCUAGAACUGGUACUACUACAGAUUUUAAUACUAGUUUCUCUUUUAGGAUUGAUACCCGUAACCUUACGAGUUAUGGUCAUGGGAUCUGCUUCUUUCUUGCUCCCGUGGGAACUCAACUCCGUGUAAACUCAGCUGGUGGUUUCUUAGGUCUUUUUACUCGAAUCAAUGAUUAUACAUCUCCGUUUCCGCUGGUUCAUAUCGAAUUUGACUCGUUCAGUAAUCAGGAAUGGGAUCCUACCACUGUUGGAUCUCAUGUGGGGAUCAAUAAUAACUCGCUUGUUUCGUCUAACUACACAUCUUGGAAUGUAAGCUCACACAGCCAAGAUAUUGGUCAUGCAAAGAUCUCUUAUGACUCUGUUACUAAGAACUUGAGUGUGUCUUGGGCUUAUGAAUUAACCUCUGAUCCUCGGGAGAGUGUUGGCAUUUCUUACAUCAUUGAUCUUGCAAAGGUUUUGCCACCACAUGUUAUGGUUGGUUUCUCAGCGGCUACUGGAGCAAACACAGAGGGACAUAGACUUUUAUCAUGGGAGUUUAGCUCAAGUUUGGAUAUUGAGAAAGCCUCUAUCAAGAAAGGACUGAUAGCUGGCGUUUCGGUUUCUGGAUUUGUUGUCUUGACCUCUUUGGUCAUUGUUCUUGUGGUUUGGUUGCAGAAGCAAAGAAAGAGAAAAGCAAAAGAGGUAAAAGACUUGGUAUUGUUAAACGAAGACCUUGAACGAGAUGCAGGACCACGGAGGUUUGUUUUUAAGGAUCUUGUUUUAGCAACCAACAGGUUCUCAGCCCAGAGAAAGCUGGGUGAAGGAGGCUUUGGAGCAGUUUAUAGAGGGUACUUGAACGAAUUAGAUAUGAUGGUUGCAGUGAAGAAAUUGUCUGGUGGCUCCAAGCAGGGGAAAAAAGAGUUUGUAACUGAAGUUAAGAUCAUUAGCAAACUGCGACAUCGGAACCUGGUGCAACUCAUCGGUUGGUGUAAUGAAAAAGAUGAGUAUUUGCUGAUAUAUGAGUUCAUGCCAAAUGGUAGCUUGGACACCCACCUCUUUGGGAAAAGACCCCAUCUCUCCUGGGACAUAAGAUACAAGAUAGCUCUCGGUCUAGCCUCUGCGCUUCUUUAUCUUCACGAGGAGGGAGACAGGUGUGUAUUGCAUAGGGACAUCAAGGCAAGCAAUAUCAUGUUGGACAUUAAUUUCAAUGUAAAAUUAGGUGACUUUGGGCUGGCUCGAUUGAUGGACCAUGAACUAGGCUCCCAUACAACAGGGCUAGCAGGAACAUUUGGGUACAUGGCUCCAGAAUACGUGAUGGAUGGAAGGGCGAGCAAGGAAUCUGAUAUAUAUAGCUUUGGCAUUGGUAUACUAGAGAUUCUCACGGGGAGAAAGUCUGUUGAUCAUUCACAAGAAAGCACUGAGAGUGAGAUGAGUCUUGUGGAGAGAGUGUGGGAUUUAUAUGGAAGACAAGAACUUGUGUCAGCCAUUGAUAAGAAACUUGGUGAGGAUUUCGAUAAGGAACAAACCGAAUGUUUGUUGGUCGUGGGGUUAUGGUGUGGCCAUCCUGAUAGAAACUCGAGGCCUUCUAUAAAACAAGCGAUCCAAGUACUGAACUUGGAGUCACCAUUGCCUCAGCUUCCCCGAAAGAUGCCCUCUGCCACGUUUCACAUCUCACCUUCUUCUUCUCUCUUACUUAGCUCAAGUAUAGUAUCUGCCACCACGUCCUCGAGAAGUCAAGUUGCUCGGGAGCUGAAGAUGAGAGAUGAGGCAGAUCUUGGUGGCCUUUGCGGUUCUGAAACUUGA
Molecule: messenger RNA, 2023 nt
Organism: Camelina sativa (false flax)
Lineage: Eukaryota; Viridiplantae; Streptophyta; Magnoliopsida; Brassicales; Brassicaceae
Source: RefSeq, a predicted model, not a curated record